CAAACUGACAUUGAUAUAUAAUACAACAUUAAAGAAAUAAUUUUGACAAUUUACUUUUAGUUGAAUAUUUUUAUAAUUAUAAUAUAAGAUGGAUACCGAAAACUUUAAACCUUCUCUAGAAGACAAAGAAGUAGACAGUCUUUUCAAUUUGUCAUCUUCCCAUUUAGUAAAUCUGUUCGUCAAAGAGGCCAUUAAUACGGUUUUUGAUGAAUGUCUACAGCAACUUAAUAUAUUAAGACAUUUAAAUAUGCACAAUACCAUUGAAUUGGAUCGCGAUGUUAUUAAAUAUGAAACUCUUCAUGACAGAUACACAGGAAUCGAGGACCAUGCACAAACACGAAUCCCUUUCGUGAGUACCAACUACGAUAAAAUGGUUAUUGAUAUUAAUACAUUUUCGAAUAUAAUUAAAGAAACCUCCAGGGAAAUACGCGAUAACGGUACUACCAAGAUAUUGGAGACAUGUAUUAAUGCUCUUAGGAAUAUGAUGUUGGAUGAUGAAAAACUAGUAGAAGAAAAAUCAAAUAAUUUGAAGAUAAUUAAGGAGUUAAGAAAACAGUAUAAUAAUGAGACUUUCGAUAAUAUACGUACUAUAGAGGAAACGAACGAAAAAAUUAAGAAGCUGGCAUUUGAUGUUGAGAGCGCUAUAGUGUAUGGUCGUCUAGAAACUAAGUACUUUAUCAAUUGGGAGAUUAUUCGUGUCGAACAAAACCGAAUUACUUGCAAAGAACGUGAACAAAAAUUUUGGAAUAUUUCAAAAGAAGGCAGAGACAAAAUUGAGCUAGAGAAAAAGUGCCAUUACCAAUUCAACAAAUAUAUAGACGAGGAUAGGGUGAAUUGCUUGGAAAGCAUAAACUACUGGGUUCAAAGAUACGACAAUGAAAUAGAAAAUCGAGAAGCGGAGAUGCUUCAAAUGAAAACUAAACUAGAAGCGAUGUCUAUAACUCACAAAAAUGUUCUACAAGAACACAAGAAACGACAGAAGGAGAUGGCCGAAUGGAAGGCUUACAAAAAGGAGAUGCACAAGAAAAAAGCGCGUGAAGCUGAUGUUAAAUGGGCAUCAUUAAUUGUUCAGACUUGGUGGCGAGCAAUUAUGACUAUAAAGGGCAUAGGUCCUUAUAAACCAAAGAAACAUAAAAAGAAAAAUGAUGAAGAUUAAAUGAUUAGUGAAUAAAAUCGUGCUUAUACCUUUAUUUUUGUAAGUUUUAUGUAAUAUAU
Diabrotica balteata is the source of this 1215-nucleotide messenger RNA. The record is from the annotation of a GenBank genome assembly. Lineage: Eukaryota; Metazoa; Arthropoda; Insecta; Coleoptera; Chrysomelidae.